UGGAGCACCGCUAGUAUACUGAAGUCAGCAUAAGUUUUAACAUUGAUUUUAGAAGUGGGGGACAUGGUUACAAGUGGUAACUACGUGGAGUGGGGGUAUCCAGAGAAGUAAAAACUUAUGCUGACUUUAGUAUAGUUUUGAAUUCCGUAGUUAAACCUAGCUCUCCCUGAGAUAAUUAUUGGCGCCAUCUCGCCCCAGCAAAUUGCUAUAUAACGGCUAAACGGCUUUUUCCGACUUUUGCCUCCAGUGGUAUAUCUAAAGCGUCUCGAGAUUAUUCCGUUGAAAUUCCGUACAAUUACCCCGAGUAAAAUGUAAACGAGGGACAUUUGAGUUGAUAAAAAAUCGGUGGAAGGUUUCUCGCAUCAGAGAAUACAGAAUCAAUUGAAAUUAAUUACAGUCGAGUUUUAUUAUCAGUGGAUUGAGCGGUCUAACCUCGAAACAGCUAUGGCGAAUGUAGUUUUGGACAAGGAGACAUUCUUUAGGCGAAUGAAACGGCUGUACACGGCUUGGAAGGAAGGUGAUGCCGGUAGUGAUGACAGUUUCAGUAAAAUGGACUGUCUUGUGUCGGCAGUGGGAACUGACGAGGACAUCGUCUACAGCAAAUCGAUGGCACUACAGACCUGGUUAUUCAGUUACGAGCUCACUGACACCAUCAUGAUCCUGGCUGAGGACUCGAUUAAUUUUCUAGCCAGCAAGAAGAAGAUCGAAUUUCUCAGAAAGGUGGAGAGUGGAAAGACUGAGGAGACUGGGGUACCACCAGUCAAGCUCUUCGUCAGGGACAAGAGUGACGAGGAUAAAGCGAAUUUUGCCAAAUUGAUUGAUGUUAUCAGGGGGAGUAAAAAGGGUAAGACUCUUGGGGUCUUCUCCAAGGAGAAUUAUCCAGGGGGAUUUAUGGAUGCCUGGAGGGCUGCUAUCAAACCGGAGAAUUUUGAUACUGUCGAUGCUAGUGCAGCAGCUGCUUUUGUGAUGGCGCCCAAGGAAGAGAUUGAAAUUCUCACUGUGAAAAAAGCUUGUCUCGUAUCUGUUGAUGUUUUCACAAAAUAUCUGAAGGAUCAGAUAAUGGAGAUCAUCGAUUCGGACAAGAAAGUCAAGCACUCGAAGCUAGCUGAAGGUGUUGAUCAGGCUCUCACCAACAAGAAGUACGUCACAGGUGUCGAUGUAUCUCAGGUUGAUAAUUGUUAUCCAGCAAUAAUCCAGAGUGGAGGGAAUUAUACUCUGAAAUUUUCUGUUGUCUCCGACAAGAAUAAUCUCCACUUCGGGGUGAUAAUCUGCUCCCUGGGGGCUCGAUACAAGUCCUACUGCUCCAAUAUCGUGAGAACUCUCCUGGUGAAUCCCACCAAAUCCAUCGAGGACAACUACAAUUUUCUCCUCAACGUGGAGGAGGAGAUUCUGAAAAAACUCACAGCAGGAACUAAAAUUAGUUCUGUCUACGAGACUGGAAUAAAAUAUGUGAAGACAGAGAAGCCAGACAUGAUCGACCACUUGACGAAGAAUUUUGGUUUCGCCAUGGGAAUAGAAUUCAGGGAGUCAUCUCUCCUGAUCGGUCCCAAGACUCACGUAAUCGCUAAAAAGGGAAUGGUCUUCAACGUGAACGUUGGUCUUUCAAAUUUGACAAAUCCCGAAGCGACUGACAAGGAAGGCAAGAGCUACGCCCUCUUCAUAGGCGAUACUGUUGUUGUCAAUGAUGGUACGCCAGCUACAGUCCUCACAAUAUCCAAAAAGAAGAUGAAGAACAUUGGAAUUUACGUGAAAGACGAUGACGAGGAGGAGGAAGAGGAGAGUGGCAAGGAGAACGAGCCAAAACCCGAGAUUCUCGGUCGAGGAAAACGAAGUGCUGUCAUUGAAUCAAAAUUGAGAACAGAGCACAGCUCCGAGGAGAAGAGGAAGCAACACCAGAAGGAGCUUGCCCAGCAGCUCAAUGAAAUUGCCAAGGCCAGGUUGGCCCAGCAGUCUGGAGGGAAGGAGCAGGAGAAAAUUCGAAAAUCAACGGUAUCCUACAAGAGUCUCAAUCACAUGCCGCGGGAGUCUGAGGUGAAGGAACUGAAACUUUACGUCGACAGGAAAUACGAGACUGUGAUACUCCCCAUUUUUGGAACUCCAGUCCCGUUCCAUAUCUCGACUAUCAAAAACAUUUCUCAGUCCGUUGAGGGUGAUUAUACCUAUCUCAGGAUAAAUUUCUUCCAUCCUGGGGCCACCAUGGGAAGAAAUGAGGGAGGAACUUAUCCCCAGCCUGAUGCCACCUUCGUCAAGGAAGUAACUUAUCGUUCAGCUAAUACUAAGGAACCUGGUGAAUUGUCCGCACCCUCGUCCAACCUCAAUACAGCGUUCAGGCUCAUCAAGGAGGUCCAGAAGAGGUUUAAGAAUAGAGAGGCUGAGGAGAGAGAGAAGGAGGAUCUUGUGAAGCAAGACACACUGGUGUUGUCACAAAAUAAGGGUAAUCCCAAGCUCAAGGAUCUCUACAUACGACCAAAUAUCGUGACCAAGAGAAUGACUGGCGGCCUUGAAGCCCACACCAAUGGCUUCCGUUACACCUCUGUUCGUGGUGACAAAGUCGAUAUUCUCUACAAUAAUAUUAAAAAUGCCUUCUUUCAGCCUGGUGAUGGAGAGAUGAUAAUUCUUCUUCAUUUUCAUCUUAAACACGCCAUAAUGUUUGGCAAGAAGAAGCACGUCGAUGUUCAGUUUUAUACAGAGGUUGGUGAAAUCACAACUGAUCUUGGAAAGCAUCAGCAUAUGCAUGAUCGAGACGAUUUGGCUGCUGAGCAGUCGGAGAGAGAGCUCAGGCACAAGCUCAAGACUGCUUUCAAGUCAUUCUGCGAAAAAGUCGAGUCCAUGACAAAGCAGGAGAUUGAAUUCGAUACGCCUUUCAGAGAUUUAGGAUUUCCUGGUGCACCAUUCAGGAGUACUGUUCUGCUACAGCCAACGUCUGGUUGUCUUGUGAAUCUCACAGAAUGGCCACCAUUUGUCAUCACUCUUGAGGAUGUUGAGCUUGUGCAUUUUGAGAGAGUGCAGUUUCAUUUGAAGAACUUUGAUAUGAUAUUUGUGUUUAAGGAUUAUCAGAAGAGGGUGGCCAUGGUCAAUGCCAUUCCCAUGCACAUGCUGGAUCAUGUGAAGGAGUGGUUGAACUCGUGUGAUAUCAGGUACUCUGAGGGUGUUCAAUCUUUGAAUUGGGCGAAGAUUAUGAAGACAAUCACGGAGGAUCCAGAGGGCUUCUUCGAGAGUGGUGGCUGGACAUUUUUGGAUCCUGAUACUGAUGCUGAGAACGAGGAGGUCGACGAUGAGGAGGAGGAGGAGGAUGAUGCGUACGAGCCCACGGAUAUUGAGAGCGAGGAGGAGAGUGAGGAUGACUCGGAGUACUCGGAGGCGUCCGAGGAUUCCGAGAGCGAUGAGGAGGAGCUGGGGAGUAGCGAGGAGUCUGGAAAGGAUUGGAGUGAUUUGGAGAGGGAAGCAGCUGAGGAGGACAAGGAGAGGGGUGAUGGUACCUUCGGGAGAAAUGAAUUCCCCAAGAAGAAAUCCGAGCCAUCGAGGUCCAAGGACAAGCACAGGCACUCGGGCAGCUCCAAGGGCAAGGGGUCCUCGUCAUCCUCCAGGGACAAGCACAGAACGGAUCGCACGAGGAGUGGGGGUUCACACAGAAAAGUGUCUCCUUCCAAGUCGUCCAAACACAGUCCGAAGAAAAGUGAUAGGCACGACAAGCAUAGGUCAUCCCACUCAUCGUCCUCAGGCAAAAAACGCUCCAGAGAUGACAGUGGAGACCGUAGAAGCUCCAAAAAAUCCAGAAAAUAAACGACACGUACUGGAAACAUAAAUGCGGCGUGGAAAAUUUUCUUACUCUAGACUUCAUCAGGUGUAUACAUUUAUUUCAAUCAAAUAUCAAUGACUACCCCCAAAAAAAAUAAUUGUCAACCGCGUAACAAUCGAUCAGUUGGAUAAUUUAUUCUGUUCAAUUACUUGUACAAAGUGAAAACCCUCGCCAUCAUUUUCUACCGUCACUUGUGACCAAGUAAUUAUUGUAAGCCGAUUAAAAACAAUAAUUCAUUCUCAUGAACCUUUUACUUUAAUUGUAUCAUCAAUAAAUUGAAUAAGUUUUUCAAACCAA
Molecule: messenger RNA, 4096 nt
Organism: Fopius arisanus
Lineage: Eukaryota; Metazoa; Arthropoda; Insecta; Hymenoptera; Braconidae
Gene: dre4
Product: SPT16 homolog, facilitates chromatin remodeling subunit dre4
Exons: 4
Coding region: 445-3783 (1112 amino acids)
Biological process (GO): transcription elongation by RNA polymerase II
Cellular component (GO): FACT complex
Molecular function (GO): nucleosome binding
Source: RefSeq, a predicted model, not a curated record